Messenger RNA from Symbiodinium pilosum, 420 nucleotides. The record is from the annotation of a GenBank genome assembly. NCBI's taxonomy places the organism in Eukaryota, Dinophyceae, Suessiales, Symbiodiniaceae.
AUGGCCUCUGUGCAUACCAGGGAGGGAGCCACCCGCGCCUUCGAGCACCUACAGAAGGCUUACAGCGUCCUUUCCAACCCAGAGAAGCGCCGGGCCUACGACGCAACACUCGGCAACAACGGCGAGGGCGCAGCUGCUCAAGCGCUUCGAGGUCAGGGCACUGGGCCCAGGGGUGGGCCCUCGUGGCUACAUCGCCCGGACGAUCCAGCCAGGCAGCCAUGGUACUCACAGAUCUCCUUGAGGAGGUUGUGGUAUCGAGCCUCCAAAAAGGCAUCGGCAAGGCCUGCCUUUCUGGGCCCAGUUCUCUUCGUGGCCGGCGUUUUCACUGUUUUUCGCGGCAUCCCUCUGGGGGUCAUGUACAUGUUGGACGACAAAGACCGGAUUGCAAUGAUGAGCCCGCAGCCAGUCAAGCGGCACUGA